AUGAGAGUUAUUAUUCGAGAUGAAGCCUCCGAGGCUAGCGAAUAUGUAGCCAACUACAUCAUCGAACGCAUCAAGGAGUUCAACCCGACUCCGGAGAAGCCCUUCGUCAUGGGCCUGCCGACCGGGUCGAGUCCCCUCGGUGUGUAUAAGGCCCUCGUAAGGCAGUACAAAGCCGGCAAGGUCUCCUUUAAAAAUGUCGUCACAUUCAACAUGGACGAAUACGUCGGCCUCCCCCGCGACCACCCCGAAAGCUACCACACUUUCAUGUGGACCAACCUCUUCUCCCACAUCGACAUCCACCCCCGCAACGCCCACAUCCUCAACGGCAACGCCCCCUCCCUCCCAGCCGAAUGCACCCGCUACGAAUCCCUCAUCCGCCAAAACGGCGGCAUCGACCUCUUCCUCGCCGGCGUCGGCGAGGAUGGCCAUAUCGCCUUCAACGAGCCCGCCUCGAGCCUGUCGUCGCGCACUCGCGUCAAGACACUCACGCACGAUACCGUGCUGGCCAACUCGCGCUUCUUCGGCGGUGAUGUCGAUAAGGUGCCUAGGUUGGCUUUGACCGUUGGUGUUGGGACGGUGCUGGAGGCGAGGGAGGUUGUGGCUGUUGUUUUUGGGAGGAGGAAGGCGUUGGCGUUGCAGAAGUGUGUGGAGGGUGGGGUUUCGCAUAUGUGGACUCUGUCGUGUUUGCAGUUGCAUCCUAAUGCUAUGAUUGUUUGUGAUGAGGAUGCUACGAUGGAGUUGCAGGUGAAGACGGUCAAGUACUUCAAGAGCAUUGAAUCGGGUUCAAGUAUCCCCUCGCCUCUCCACCCAUACCCGCCCAAGCUCCCCGAGGAAACCCUCCCCAUCCCUGAGACGACCCUCGAUGCCGUGGACACCCCCGCCAUCCUCCAGCCCGAACCCGUCAGCUCUCAGCUCCUUCACCCAGACGGCGCCGUCGUCGGCAAUGGGAAGCUGUCGCCCGUCUCGAUCGCCCGCUCGGCCUCCCCGGAUAUGGACCUCGUACCUGACCGCAUGGCCUCGAGGAUUCCUGGGGGUGGGUUCGCGGGGAGACUUUCUCCUCAGCCUGGCGCUGUUCGAAACUCCGUUACCGUCUAA
Scedosporium apiospermum is the source of this 1095-nucleotide messenger RNA. RefSeq names its product Glucosamine-6-phosphate deaminase. Bases 1 to 1095 code for a protein of 364 amino acids. Lineage: Eukaryota; Fungi; Ascomycota; Sordariomycetes; Microascales; Microascaceae. Gene Ontology annotation, biological process: N-acetylglucosamine catabolic process; D-glucosamine catabolic process; N-acetylneuraminate catabolic process. The record is from RefSeq and is a predicted model, not a curated record. Gene Ontology annotation, cellular component: cytoplasm. The transcript is spliced from 4 exons. Gene Ontology annotation, molecular function: identical protein binding; glucosamine-6-phosphate deaminase activity.